Nothoprocta perdicaria is the source of this 5430-nucleotide messenger RNA. RefSeq names its product ubiquitin specific peptidase 40 (gene USP40). The record is from RefSeq and is a predicted model, not a curated record. The transcript is spliced from 32 exons. Bases 79 to 3807 code for a protein of 1242 amino acids. Gene Ontology annotation, cellular component: cytosol; nucleus. Gene Ontology annotation, molecular function: cysteine-type endopeptidase activity; cysteine-type deubiquitinase activity. Gene Ontology annotation, biological process: protein deubiquitination. NCBI's taxonomy places the organism in Eukaryota, Metazoa, Chordata, Aves, Tinamiformes, Tinamidae.
CGCUGCGCGUCCCGGCGCUGAGGGAGCGAGCCCCGGGCGGCGGCGGCUGCGCGCUCCGCGGACUGUUUUGUCUUCACAAUGUUUGGGGACUUAUUUGAAGAAGAUUUUUCCUUUAUCUCCAACAACCAAUGUGGAAAAGGGAAGUCAAAGCACAAAGAUGUGGAGCCACCAGCUCCCAGGGAGUUCACCAACUUAAGUGGAAUCAAAAAUCAGGGUGGGACCUGUUACCUCAAUUCCCUUUUACAGACUCUGCUUUUCACACCAGAGUUUAGAGAGGCACUGUUCUCUCUAGGACCUGAAGAACUUGGGACUUUGGAUGAUAUCAAUAAACCAGAGGCAAAGGUUCGAAUAAUACCAUUACAGCUUCAACGGUUAUUUGCUCAGCUCCUGCUCCUAGACCAGCAGGCAGCAUCUACAACAGACCUUACUGAAAGCUUUGGGUGGAAAAGCAAUGAGGAAAUGAGGCAGCACGAUGUGCAGGAAUUAAAUCGGAUUCUGUUUAGUGCUUUCGAAACUUCACUUGUUGGGACUUCAGGUCAUGACAUUAUUAACCGGUUAUACCAUGGGAUUGUUGUCAAUCAGAUUGUCUGCAAAGAAUGUAAAAAUGUCAGUGAGAGGCAGGAAGAUUUCUUAGAUUUAACUGUGGCUGUGAAAGGUGUAGCUGGCUUGGAGGAGGCACUAUGGAAUAUGUAUGUGGAAGAAGAAUACUUUGAAAAUGAUAACUUGUAUCGAUGUGGAGCCUGUGAUAAGCUUGUUGAAGCCUCAAAGUCAGCUAAGCUACGUAAGUUGCCUCCCUUUCUCACCAUUUCUCUGCUGAGAUUCAACUUUGACUUUGAGAAGUGUGAAAGAUACAAGGAAACUAGUUGCUAUACAUUCCCUAACCAGAUAAAUCUGAGGCCUUUCUGUGAGCAGGCUGAAUUGGAUGAUUCAGAGUAUAUGUAUGAGCUCUUCUCUGUUAUUAUACACAAAGGUGGCUGCUAUGGAGGACACUAUCAUGCUUAUAUCAGAGAUGUGGAUGGAUUAGGGAACUGGCAAUUACAAGAAGAAGAAGAUAAUAUGGUUGAAGAUAAAGUUUUAAGAGAUACARAAAAUGAUAAAGAAGUAGACAACCCACUGGCAGUGUUGAAAGGGAUUUUAUCAGAGGAAGAAUCUAAACAAAUGCCCAUUGAUCAGUUAGGGCAGAAAUUAUUGGAGAAAAAAGGGAUAUCCUGGAACAAGAAAUACCGAAAACAAUAUGGGGCAUUUAGAAAGUUUUUGCAGAAUCAUCCCCAGAUAUUUCAGUUCAGUCCUGGUGAAAAUAAGGUUGGUCUUAAGGAAAAGUAUCAUAAGCUCCCGUUUAAGUCGGAUUCUAAAGGACAAGGUUUGCAAAGCUCUCCUCAGAAGAAUGAUGUCCACUGGAAUUUAGAAAAAGCACCUACAGUGCUAAGGGAUACUUCUGCUGAUUGCCAUUGGUUUGAUCUGAAUGAUUCAAAAGUCCAGCCAAUUAAGGAGAAGGAUAUUGAGAAACAAUUUCAGGGUAAAGAGAGUGCCUACAUGCUCUUUUAUCGAAAAUCUCAAUUGAAAAGACCACCAGAAGCUCGAGGAAAUCCAAAGUACCGAAUUCCUGAACACCUUUUGAAUGAAAUGACUGCUGCUAAUACUGAGCUGCAAAAAAAGAGGGCUGAAUGGGACUCAGCAAACCAUGGCAUUGACCUACAUCUGCAUUUGAGCUCUUGUUACAAAUUUCAAAAUGGGGCUUUGCAUCCUUCCCUUACUUGGAAAGAGAGUAUUGUGGAUCUGACUAUUGACAGAAGAAAAACUCUGGGAGACCUGCGACAAUCAGUAUUCCAGGUGUUGGAAUCCUGGGAAGGAGACCUGAUUCUCAGUAUGGCUAAACCUUUACCAGCAGGACUACAUCUUUACCACUCACUUGAUGGAGACGAACUGACGCUGGAGAGCGUUGGACUGGAUGAUGGAGCAGACAUCUUUGUGUGGAAUGGGAAAGAGGUUGGUGGUACAGAGGUGUUGACCGGCCCGGAUCAUGAACCAGUGAUCGUAAACGUCCUUCGUUUAGCAGAGUACAACGAAGGAGGGAAAGGUCAGCACUUCACAGAGUCCCAACACAUCUUCCCAUGCAGCACGGAACUGGGUGCUCUGCGCAGAGCCUUAGCACCAUCAGGAGGAAUCAUCCUAAAGAACGGUUCUGGGUUUGGUAAAGAUGCCAAGAACUGGGAGGUGCUUCCUGAAGAAGAUAUGAAGGAGACGGUCAAAAGAGUUGGUCUCACAGAUGGAUGCUCAAUACUAGUUUUAGACAGCCAUGACCAAAGCUUGGUGAACAUAUCAAAUGGUAAUUUAACUGCUUUUACAUAUGACAUCAGCUGGCUCCAAGUUAAAAACUUCUGCGGAACGGAUCCUGAAGAGAAACAAGUUAAAAUUACUGCCACUAUUGAAACAGUGAUGUCAGAUAUAAAAAUGAAAGCAAUACAGGAGCUUCAGCUAGAGGAAGAGCUAGCAAAUAACAGCUGCCUCAGACCUGUUAGUGGAAAUGGGAAACUUCUCUCUCCAGUGCCAGAGGAUUAUACUGUCAAGGAAGCAGAACUGAAAAUGGGAAGCUUGUUAGGACUGUGCCAUGGAAAAUCUCCAACUUCUACUCAGCUCUUCUUGUAUUUUAUUGUUGGGAGCCACCAACACACAAGCCCUGAAAUGGAGAUAGUUGUGGAAGAGACCGCCUCUGUCAAAGAGUGUUUAAAUUUAAUGCUGGAAAAAUCUGGAUUAUCAGGUGACAACUGGCAUUUGAGAAGGCUUGACUGGUGCUAUGAGGCAGGGGAAGCGUUAAGUCAAGAAAAUGCCACUCUGAAGGAACUUAAUGUUUGCAGAGGGGAUACUUUGGUUGUAACUGAAGGAAGGCUCCCACCAAAGGGGUUCCUGAAAAUACCCRUCUGGUGGUACAAGCCUUUAAGUCAUAUGGAGCAGGGAGGGAAUGCACGAGCCCAAGUGAAUGGUGUGACCUGCAAGAUGGAGGCUUUGCAGGUGUCUCCAGCAGCAGAAUAUGUCCAAACACACAUGGAUCUGUGUUACGCUGGCAGUAUAGAAAUACCAGGAGAAGCUUCUCUGGAAGAUUUGAAGAUUCAGGCCAUGACUUUGCCGUAUUGUCAGGAGCAAAUCAUUCCUCUACCUGCGUAUCUCAGAGCCUGGACAAUGGAAAGCAAGCGCCUGGGCAAGCUUCUACGGAACAACAAGCAGCAGCUCAAUGACUAUAAGCUGGGAGCCAAAGUGGAAAUCUGCAUAGAACCUCUGCAAAAAGAAGAGAAUUUGGGCCCCUGUGAACUGUUGCUUCGAGUACAGAUGGGCAUACCAGGACAGAGGGACUACUACCACUCCACAGAUUUGGUCUGGGAUAUCUCCAAAGAAUGCACAGCCUGGUCACUGAGGCAAAGAAUUGCUUCUCACUAUUGUCUCCCUGUAGAUAAGAUUGAAAUAGCCAAAUACUUCCCUGAAAAAUUUGAGUGGCUGCCGAUAUCUAGCUGGAUGCAACAGAUUUCCAAGAGGAAACGGAAGAAAAAACUGGAGAGUUUACAGUCAGCACCUUAUCACCUGAAAGAUGGAGACAUCAUUGGAGUGAAGAAUCUUCUCCUUGAUGACACAAAGGACUUCAGCACAGUGAGGGAUGAUGUUGGAAAAGAGAAACAAAGGCAGCUGGCAUUAGAAAAGAAGAAAAGCCGACAAGCUGAACGUUUACAGAACCACAUUUUAGCUGAGGAAAAGGUGACUAUUAAGCCCCGUAAACCAGAAGUGGCUCUUUCAAUCAACGUGGGAGUCUUCAGAUAGCAGCAGGCAGCUCAUUCCUCGACCCGACCGUACUGCCAAUGUGCCCAUGGGAAUGGAGUACCUCAACUGGACCAGCGAGAGGGAUGGUCUUCCCUGAAGGGUCUUCAGGAAUCACCGAGACAGACUGAAUUUAGCUUUCAGGGUGACUCUGGUUUCAUUGAAUCUCUCUGGUGAAGUGCUUUAGCAUCCCUUUAUCCUUGUGGUACUUAUUCUCAGGCUAGGUAAAUGCACUUUAUCCUUGAGAAAACUGAUUAAUAUAUUGUGCUGACCUUUCAAUGACUGUUUUGUUAUCACUCUAGGUGUUUUUUUUCCUUAAUCAGAAAAAAAUGGCAUCUUGCACCAUCACUACAGAGUUUUCUAGGGAUUUUUAAUGCAGUCAUAAACUUUUUUUUAUUUUUCAGCAGUUACUGUUCCAUCUCUCGUCACUGAAAUCCCUAGGGAUACCAGAAUUUGAUUUCCUGUCUGAUGUAUAAGUCGAUAAAAGCUUGAAGCAGAUUUCAGAUAUGAAAGACACAUGGUAGUCUGUGGACAAAAUGUUGCUAAAUUGAGUCCACAGAGGAACGAGUUCCAAAUUUGCCAAGCUCUAUACCCUGAGGACCUAUGAUUUUGUGGUAAGGAACAUAAGUGCAAUAGCCUUGAAUUUCAAAGUUACUAGUGCUUUUUUAUUGUCUACAGGCUUUAUUAACAAACAACAACAUUAGAAAAAAAAAUGACAGAUUUGAAGGCUGACCUUCGAUGGGCUUUAUUAGACUCAGUCAAAAGGCUUGUAUUUACAUUUUCAGUGUUCCUAUUCAGAGGAUUUUCCUUCACUUCUCAUUUGUUCAGCUGUUUUAAUACUUUUGAAACAUUUGCGAAAGAGCAAGAAAAUGCUUAUCUUGGUGUUGAUUUACAGCUUCCAUAAUAGAAGGGAUGUAUGUCGUUGAAUUCCAGCUGAACUGAGGAUCAAAGGUUUUUGGCUGUUAAGUAAAAUGUUGACCAAAUUGUUGCAGAAUUGGAUCUCAAGAUUGAGAACACAUGUAAGUGUCAGAGACCAUUUUUGUUACUGAGGCUGGGAAUCAGGGUUUACUAAAACUUGAUGUUUUUAUCACCUUUAUUUAAAAAUUUCAAAUAUUUACAGCAGUCCCCACUGUACAUGAUUAUCCAUARCUGAGUUGCCAGUCAGGUUCGUAGUUUUGUUUGAGUACAAAUACUACUGACAAAUUAAGCAGAACUCUUAAUGGCUUUUUUUUUUUUUUCCUUAUAAUGGGACUUUAAAUGGUGAUAAGGUGUUAUCUUCUACCUUUCCCUUUUUUCAGGCCGUGCAGUAGUGUAGUGCUGAUGGCAUGUAACGUAUUUGCCUUUUCCCUAUGGAAAUUUGCAGGAAUUGAUUCCUGGGUCAGCUCAAGUAUGUUACCAAAUACACUACAAAGCCUGUUGAAUUGCACAAAUGGCUUGCAACCUUAUUUUGAAAUGGGUACGGCCAUGUUCAAAUAUGACUUGUGAAACAUAGGCUGAAAUACCUUUAAAACUGUAAUAAUGAGUGAACAAAAUACAUAAAACUUCAGAGGACUAUAGUAAGUGGCUUCAUAUAUGUGUAGAAAUUGUUGUAGAAAAUGCUGAUACAGCAGACUACAAAAAUCCUCU